Messenger RNA from Betta splendens (Siamese fighting fish), 12856 nucleotides. It is a transcript of the gene ank2b, whose product is annotated as ankyrin 2b, neuronal. Gene Ontology annotation, biological process: signal transduction; regulation of cardiac muscle contraction; protein localization to T-tubule. Gene Ontology annotation, molecular function: protein binding. The record is from RefSeq and is a predicted model, not a curated record. The transcript has 51 exons. Gene Ontology annotation, cellular component: T-tubule. Bases 465 to 11084 code for a protein of 3539 amino acids. Lineage: Eukaryota; Metazoa; Chordata; Actinopteri; Anabantiformes; Osphronemidae.
CCAGAGGUUUCGCGGGUUGUCAUGGCAUCUGCUUCUACCUCCGCAGCCGGAGUGGUAACGGGAGGGGGGAGCUCCCUCGCCGUGUCUUUCUGACUUCUCUGCCUUUCCAUUGGUGGUCUAACUUACCUCUCGGUGGCGUGCGCCAGCCCACCCCUCCGCUCUUUCUAUCCUGGUCUCAGAUGCAGUUAUCCAGGCGGCAGAGAGGGAGCUUUGCAAUAGACACUCGCGCUCUCUGCAUGGGUGAGGAGAGCUGCUGGGUGGGAGGACUGGAGGACACCAGCGCUACCCCUGUCCUCUUUCCAUGAUCAUCACCGUGUGACCAUUUGUCCUUGGGGAUAAAAACCACCCCACCUGGUGAAGGUGGGCUUUUCUUCGGACGACUGGGCCGACGAGGCGAGUCUCCCCGGAGGACUGAAAGUGAUUGCAAAGCCUUAGUUUUCUCUGAGUGGGAGCAGUGAGCAGCCAUGGCGCACGCUGCGGCUCACAUUAAGAAGGCCCGGUCCGAGAUGGACCAGCCCCCGGACUUGAAGGCUCUGGAGAAGGCCAGAGAGAGGAGGAGGCGUUCCCGAGAACGGGCCGAACGCAAGCGCAAGUCGGACAGCAACACUAGUUUCCUGCGAGCAGCCAGGGCGGGGAACAUUGAUAAAGUUUUGGAAUAUCUAAAAGGAGGAGUUGACAUCAGCACCUGCAACCAGAAUGGGCUCAAUGCGCUACACCUGGCAGCCAAGGAGGGCCACAUGGACCUGGUCCAGGAGCUGCUGGACAGAGGAGCGGCGGUGGAUUCAGCCACAAAGAAAGGAAACACGGCUCUCCACAUAUCCUCUCUAGCUGGACAGGCUGAAGUGGUGAAGACCUUGGUCAAACGAGGAGCUGACAUCAACGCUCAGUCUCAGAAUGGAUUCACUCCUCUGUACAUGGCUGCGCAGGAGAAUCACCUGGAUGUGGUGCGGUACCUCCUUGAAAACGGAGGCAACCAGAGCACUGCUACAGAGGAUGGCUUCACGCCUCUGGCCAUCGCCCUCCAGCAGGGCCACAAUCAAGUGGUUUCUGUCCUCCUGGAGAACGAUACCAAAGGCAAGGUCCGCCUGCCCGCCUUGCACAUCGCUGCACGCAAGGACGACACCAAGUCGGCUGCGCUGCUCCUGCAGAACGACCACAACGCUGACGUCCAGUCGAAGAUGAUGGUCAAUAGGACUACUGAGAGUGGAUUCACCCCUCUGCAUAUCGCCGCCCACUACGGCAACGUCAACGUGGCCACACUCCUGCUGAACCGGGGGGCAGCGGUCGACUUCACCGCGAGGAACGGGAUCACCCCCCUACAUGUGGCCUCCAAGCGUGGAAACACUAACAUGGUUUGCCUGUUACUGGACCGUGGCUCCCAGAUUGACGCUAAAACAAGGGAUGGCCUCACUCCGCUCCACUGUGCAGCCCGGAGUGGUCAUGAUACAGCUGUGGAGCUGCUGCUGGAGCGAGGAGCGCCCCUACUGGCCAGAACAAAGAACGGGCUGUCUCCUCUCCACAUGGCGGCACAAGGUGAUCAUGUUGAAUGUGUGAAACACCUGCUGCAGCACAAGGCCCCGGUCGAUGACGUCACGUUGGACUACUUGACAGCACUGCAUGUGGCAGCGCACUGUGGUCACUACAGAGUCACCAAACUGCUGCUGGACAAGAGGGCCAACCCCAACGCCAGGGCGCUGAACGGCUUCACUCCGCUGCACAUUGCCUGUAAGAAAAACCGUGUGAAAGUGAUGGAGCUGCUGGUCAAAUAUGGAGCCUCCAUCCAGGCCAUCACAGAGUCUGGUUUGACUCCCAUCCACGUAGCAGCCUUCAUGGGUCAUCUGAACAUUGUCUUGCUGCUGCUGCAAAAUGGGGCUUCGCCUGAUGUCAGCAACAUUCGUGGGGAGACAGCCCUGCACAUGGCCGCCAGGGCAGGACAGGUGGAGGUGGUCCGAUGUCUGCUGAGGAAUGGAGCCAUGGUGGAUGCACGGGCGCGGGAGGACCAGACUCCCCUGCACAUCGCCUCUCGUCUGGGAAAAACCGAGAUUGUCCAGUUGCUUCUGCAGCACAUGGCCCAUCCCGAUGCGGCCACAACCAACGGCUACACCCCGCUACACAUAUCGGCCAGGGAGGGGCAGGUGGAGACGGCCUCGGUGCUGCUGGAGGCCGGCGCUUCACACUCAUUGGCCACCAAGAAAGGUUUUACUCCCCUGCACGUGGCCUCUAAGUACGGAAGCCUGGACGUGGCCAAGCUUUUGCUGCAGCGGCACGCUCCUCCUGACUCUGCUGGGAAGAACGGCCUCACCCCGCUCCAUGUUGCAGCGCAUUACGAUAACCAGAAGGUGGCGCUCUUGCUUUUGGACAAAGGAGCGUCCUCCCACGCCAUGGCCAAGAACGGGUACACGCCUCUUCACAUCGCAGCCAAGAAGAACCAGAUGGAAAUAGCCACGGUUCUGCUACAGUACGGAGCCGAGACCAACAUCCUGACGAAGCAGGGCGUCACGCCGCUCCACCUGGCUUCGCAGGAGGGCCACGCUGACAUGGCUGCUCUGCUCAUGAGCAAGGGAGCUCAGGUCAACAUCCCCACCAAGAGCGGCCUGACUGCCCUCCAUCUGGCAGCGCAGGAGGACAAAGUGGCCGUCGCAGAGAUCCUGGCCAGAAACGGAGCCAACCUGGACCAGCAGACCAAAUUGGGCUACACUCCUCUUAUUGUAGCUUGUCACUAUGGAAACGCAAAAAUGGUCAACUUCCUGCUGCAGAACGGAGCCAACGUCAACGCCAAGACCAAGAACGGAUACACUCCCCUUCACCAGGCGGCCCAGCAGGGCAACACGCACAUCAUCAACGUGCUGCUGCAGUACGGUGCCAAGCCCAACGCCAUCACUGUGAAUGGAAACACCGCUCUGGGGAUUGCUCGGCGGCUCGGCUACAUUUCUGUGGUGGACACGCUGAGGGUCGUCACGGAGGAGAUCAUCACCACCACAACAACGGUGACAGAGAAACACAAGCUGAACGUUCCAGAGACCAUGACCGAAGUGCUGGAUGUCUCUGAUGAAGAGGGUUGCCAGUUUACUGUUGGCACCACAGCGUCUCAGUCUAACCACAGUGAGGACACGAUGACCGGUGAUGGAGGGGAGUAUCUGAGGGCCGAGGACCUGAGGGAGCUGGGAGACGACUCCCUGCCAGGACAGUACUUGGAUGGGAUGAACUACCUCCGCUUCAGCCUGGAGGCGGGACGCACGGACAGUUCGGACAGGUCCUUCACACCCACCCAUCACAGUUACUACUCCCCUAAACAUGAAGGCUUGAUGGAGGAGCUGCUCACCAGUCAUCAGGUUUCGUCGCUUACCAGGGAGAAUGAGAGGGAUUCAUACAGACUGAGCUGGGGAACAGAAAACCUGGACAACGUGGCUUUGUCCUCCAGCCCCAUCCACUCUGGCCAUUCCUCUCCGUGCCACGAUCAUGGAGACCACAGCAGCUUUCUGGUCAGCUUCAUGGUGGACGCCAGAGGCGGGGCCAUGCGCGGUUGCCGGCACAACGGCCUGCGCAUCAUCAUCCCCCCCAGGAAGUGCAGCGCCCCCACACGCGUGACCUGCCGGCUGGUGAAGAGGCACCGUCUGGCCACCAUGCCCCCCAUGGUUGAGGGCGAGGGCUUGGCCAGCAGGCUCAUUGAGGUCGGGCCGUCAGGAGCCCAGUUCCUCGGUAAACUGCACCUCCCCAGUGCCCCUCCGCCUCUUAAUGAGGGAGAGAGUUUGGUUAGCAGAAUCCUCCAGCUCGGCCCACCGGGAACAAAAUUCCUUGGUCCUGUCAUUGUAGAAAUCCCCCAUUUCGCUGCCCUGCGGGGGAAUGAGAGGGAGCUGGUGAUCCUGAGGAGUGAGACGGGGGAAAGCUGGAAGGAGCACCACUGUGAACACACCCAGGAGGAACUCAACCAGAUACUCAAUGGCAUGGAUGAGGAGCUGGACACGCCCGAGGAGCUGGAGAGGAAGCGCAUUUGCCGCAUCAUCACUAGAGAUUUUCCACAGUACUUUGCAGUGGUGUCGCGCAUCAAGCAGGACAGUAAUCUGAUUGGCCCAGAGGGAGGCAUUCUGAGCAGCACAGUUGUGCCCCAAGUGCAGGCAGUGUUUCCUGAGGGGGCCCUCACCAAGAGAAUCAGGGUCGGGCUGCAGGCUCAGCCAGUGGGAGUAGAUGUAGUGAGAAAGAUCCUGGGAAACAAGGCCACCUUCAGCCCCAUCGUCACCUUGGAGCCUCGCAGGAGGAAGUUCCAUAAACCCAUCACCAUGACCAUCCCUGUCCCCAAGAGCAACUCUGACCCAGUCCUCAACGGCUUCGGAGGGGACACCCCCACCUUACGGCUGCUCUGUAGUAUAACUGGUGGAACAACUCCAGCCCAGUGGGAGGACAUAACUGGAACAACUCCGUUAACGUUUAUCAAUGACUGUGUUUCCUUUACCACCAAUGUGUCCGCUAGGUUUUGGCUCAUAGACUGUCGUCAGGUUCAGGAGUCGGUCAACUUCUCCACUCAGGUGUAUCGGGAGAUCAUCUGUGUCCCUUACAUGGCCAAGUUCGUCAUCUUUGCCAAGACCCACGACCCCAUCGAGGCCCGACUGCGCUGCUUCUGCAUGACCGAUGACAAGAUCGACAAAACGCUGGAGCAGCAGGAGAAUUUCACCGAGGUGGCCCGAAGCCGAGACGUGGAGGUCCUGGAAGGCAAACCUAUCUAUGCAGACUGCUUUGGAAACCUGGUUCCUCUCACUAAGAGCGGCCAGCAUCACCUCUUCAGCUUCUUUGCCUUUAAGGAGAACAGACUCGCCCUCUUCAUCAAAAUCAGAGACAACACUCAGGAGCCUUGUGGUCGUCUGUCCUUCAUGAAAGAACCCAGGAACUACCGAUCGCUUACCCAGAAUGCCAUAUGCAACCUCAACAUCACCCUCCCGUCGUACUGCAAGGAGUCCGAUUCAGACCAGGAACAAGAGGAAGAGACCAGCAGAACACGAGAUAAAUAUGAAGAGACGGAGACAUCAGUCCUGAAAUCAGAGCUGAUUCGAGAGCCAGACCUGCUAUCCGACGUGUCAGAGAUGAAGCAAGAUUUGAUUAAAAUGAGUGCCAUCUUGACUGCAGACUCCACAGAGAAAUCCCCUUCCUUAGGAGGGUGUGGCGUAGAGAAAGGGACUGAGGAAGUAUCUGGAGAACCAUUAGAAAUAAUGGAGAAGGACUUAGAGAAAGUCAAACAGGACCUAGAGAAAGUCAGUAAGAUACUGAGAAGUGGAACAUAUGAGGGCGAGGCAGCGGAAGAGGCAGCAAAAGCAGCUAGAGUGGCUGAGGAGUGGGUUCUCCUCUCAGACACUGAGAUAGAAGAGGCCAAAGAGAUGGCUGCCUUAGAAAUUCAAGAGCCUGUCUUACGGGAAAGUAGAGCCAACAGAGGGGCUCCAAGACCCAAAGCCAUAAAGGACAGUGGGGAUCUUAAGGAAUAUUUGCUGGAUGCACCAGUAAGCUCCAAGACAAAAGCAAAAAAAGAGCCAGUCACCCAAGAAAGAUUUACUGAUGUUGUUCUACGCAAAAGUGGGAAGCCAACCACUCCAACCAAAGUACAUGACAAAACCACGGCUGGUGACAUUAAAAAGCCAGUCAGAAAGAAGGGGAAAGACCAAGGGCAGACAGAGGAACUGACAGAGGCGGGUGCUCUUCUAAGUGUGCCUAAAGCCCCUGCCCCAAAGUCACCUGUAUCCCCAGUGGUUGAAGAAACUCCCAUUGGAUCUAUAAAGGACAAAGUCAAAGCCUUACAACAAAAAGUAGAGGCAGAACAAAGAAGCAAAAAGGUCACUGGAAGCAAGCCGUCACAAUUGCCUGUUAUGAGUAAAUCCUCUUCAAAAGCCAAAGAAAGCCCUAAAUCAAAACAGGGCCCUCCUAAAUCCCCCAAAGCUGAUUCAGAAAAGCUUGAGGAGACAAUGUCAGUUAAAGAGCUGAUGCAAGCUUUCCAAACAGGGCAAGACCCCUCAAAGAGAAAGUCUGGGCUAUUUGAGCUCAAAACUACAAAGACAAAAUCAGAAACCGAAACCAUCCAAUCAAAAUCAAUGACCAAAGCACUAACCUCACGUGUUUCCCAAGAGAAAGAAGUAUCUUUGGAUUCCAAACCACAGAAGAAAGAGACUACUGGGCAAGACAGAGGGAAAGACACCAAGGCAGUUCCUACCACAGAGUCAGAGCUAACAGAAACUGUAGACUUUGGAAAUGGUGGCCUUGAUGAUAGCUCUGACAGCUUAAAGCACGAGGGUGCAGCUGAAUCACUAAGUGCCAGUUCUGGAAAUGGAACACCUCAUCUGAGCUCUGAGGACAGUGAUAAACAUGAGGGUCUAGCCACCCCAGGCACAAGUCCUGAAAGUCUUUGUCUUUCACCUAAAACUGGACAACAGAUCAGUAUGGCUGGUUCAGUCAAAACAGAACAUAAAGAUACAGACAAGUCUGGAGACUCUGCUCUAGGGGCCACUGGUAACCAACUGUCAACAGAGUUGAGCCCACCUGUGUCUUCCAGCAACUCUGCAGAUGACCACAUUACAAGUGAGUCUUUGUCUGUUGUGAGGAGCGAGUCUAAACCAUCUAAACCUCAAAAGCUUGUAAAGAGAGUUUCAGAGACUGUAGAAACUUUUCUUAGUGAUGAUGAGAGCCCUGAUCAUCAGUUAGUGUUGCCCUUAGCUGGAUCUCCAGCCUUUAGAUCAUUUUUUCAGUCUCAUGAAAGCUUAGAGCUGCCUUUAAAACAAGACUCAGAUACGCUCAGUCCAAUAGCUGAUGAUUCUUUGACAAUAAGCCACAGAGACUCUCUAGAUGGUAGUCCUCUAUUGGAAGAAAAUUCUUCUCAUAAGUCCCCAGACUCUAUUGAACCUAGUCCAACCAAGGAAUCUCCCCCUCAGGACUCUUUAGAAAACAGCCCUGUAGAGCAAAAAAGCUACCCAUGCUUCCCACCAGCACCAGGCCAACCUAGUAAAUCCCGUAGCCAUCCAGAGCCCUCCAAAGAGCCAGAUUACCCCCAGGAUGUUUUGCGUGGUAGACUGCUUCGAGACCAUGAGGCUAGUGCGGACGAUGACAGUUGUGAGCAGACAUCUCAGAUGACGAGCUCUGGUAAGAGUCCCCUCUCCCCUGACACUCCUAGUUCUGAAGAGGUAAGUUAUGAGGUAACCCCCAAACCCCCUGACCAUACACUCCUCUAUGUUCCAUCCAAACCAACUGCUAUCCCUGAAGACCCAGAAGAAGAGGAUACGUCAGAGAGCUAUGAAGUUAAGAGAAAAAUCACUCCAGAGGAUGAAAUGUUUAAGAUGGCAGCCAAAAUAAAAACAUUUGAUGAAAUGGAGCAAGAAGAGAAGAGCAAAAAGAACUCUAGGAAAGAUUUGUUUCCCUCAGCAGAUGCCAAAAUAGGGGAAGACAGCUAUGAAACAUUAGAGGCCACAAGUGAGAAGCUUUCACAAAGUGAAUGUGGGCUCAACAGACCCACAGAAGAGUCACAGUUAGCUCUUUUUAAUGAUCCACAUAAUAAAGUACAACCUCCCUCUCCUUUUUCAGCAGGUUUGCAUGAAGGAUCCCACAACAAAGAGGCCAAGAAAACAACAACAGCCAGUGUCACUUCAGAGGGACCUCAUUCUGUCUCAGACCAGCAUCUUUCAAAAGCCAAACCAGAAGCUGCACAGCAACAAAGAGUCCAAUCUGUAAAAGAUGAUAAAGACAGUAGUGACAAAAAGUCUUCCAUAACAUCAAGCACUGAAAACAGGACAGAUGAACAAAAGGAGGAGAGUUUAAGGAAGUCAAAGGAAAAUAGAGAUAAUAAUGGUCAAGCAUUAGGUCAGCAAAGUGGUCUAAUAAAACCAAGUAGCAAUGUAACAGAUGAAGUGAAAGGAGAUCACAGGGAGCAUCCAGCUGCACCAGAGGCUGGACUUGGUGCCACUGUUACCCCAGGACAAAAGCAAGAAAUGUUUAAACCAGAGGUCUGUGUCUAUGAUGAUGCAGAAGAGGAUGAUGAGGCCCCAGUAGUUCCCAGAACAGAGUCCAAAGGUGUCACUGCUAAGGUAGACAGUGACUCUUGGCCGGCCAUGCGGGAGGACGAUGCCACCUUUGCAGCUCGCGUCAAGGAGGAAGAGCAGAAGAUAUUAAAUCUGGUGGUGGAUCGUCAGUCUCUGCAAGCAACUCCAGACACAACGCCUGGUAGAACACCAACAGAAGACAGCACUCCCACCAGUGAACCCAACCCUUUUCUGUUCCAAGAAGGAAAGCUCUUUGAGAUGACACGAAGCGGCGCUAUUGAUAUGACUAAGAGGAGCUAUGAGGAGGAGGGGGGUGGUUUUGCCUUUUUCCAGAUAGGUGAACAGCCUUUAGAGGAGCCUCUUUUAGAAGAUGACAGACAAGAAGGUAGGGGAUCAGCAGCAGAAUCAGAGGUUGGCCUCAAUCUAACGCUACAGGUGAAAACAGAGGAAGCUGAGAAUUUAACACAAACCACAGCUUUACAAUGUCAGUCCCCAGCUGAUAGUGAUCAGCUGACGUCUAAAGCUGAUGCCUCUAAAUCUAAAAUUCCUAAAAUGGGCAUUUCAGCUUCAGGCAAACCUACAAAAAAAGAUAAGACAUCCCCUGAGGACACUGAAACUAAAAAAGAUGCAGAUUUAAAUGAGGGAUUUUUAGAUUUAGACAAAGGUUCCCCUGACCAAAUGAUAACAAAUGUACAGACAGCAGAAUCUACAGUCACUAGAUCUGUGUACUCUGAACAAGGCCAAGAAUCCUCUGAUUCCUCUCCUGAGGAACCACAGUCAGUGAUAGAAGCCCCCAAAGCAUCAGGCAAGUCUAAGCAAAGUGCUUCAAGUGGAGUUAAAAAGACCCCAGUCAAAACCAAAGCGAAGUCUGCCCCUCACGGUCGGGGUAAAUCCACAACUCCCUCACAAUCUCAUUCAACAUCCUCAUCAACCGCUCUUAAAAAAGAAUCUUCUUUUACUUCCGACUCAAAAUCUAGAAUCCCUGUCAAGGCUAGCGCUGUCAAGCCUGACUCCACUGCCAAACGCGCUGAAUCUACCCAAGAGAAAAAGCUUAGAGUUCCUGUGAAAAAGGACACAAGGAGAAAAUCUGAGACAGACAUAGGUCCCUCUGUGGAUGUCAAAACCAAGACCCCCUCUUCCAAAGCCAAGAGCUUUUGUCAGGAAGAGUCUACCAGACCUAAAAAAGAACAGGGUCGCCCCUUGAGUGCCGAGUCAGCAAAAUCUAAAGGCUUCCAGUCCAGAUUGCCAGUCCGGGGUAAAAGUGGUCAGUCAUCUCAGACGUCAACACCCACUAAAGAGAAAAGUAACGUGCCCAAAGAGCCCUUUGAAUUCUUUGAAGAGAUAAGCGAUGAAGCAGCAAAACUUGUGGCAAGGUUGGCACAGGCGCAGGCAGAGGCAGAGAAACAACAGGAGGCCGCCAUCCACUCAGACGAUGAGAGCAGUCUCGUUGAUUCGUCACUUAUAGAAAGAGAAACUUUCCCUGAGAUGCAGUUCCCUCCCUCAGGAGACAUCUUUCCCAUUAGACCACUGUGGGAUGACCCUGUUGAGACACAGAUGCAGCGAAUCCCAGAUGAUAAAGUCCAAAGUCAAGUAGAUCCACAGGAUGAAGCAGAGAGAAAAGAGCAACGGUUGGCCAUUAUAGCCGACCACCUGGGCUUCAGCUGGACAGAGCUGGCUAGAGAACUGAACUUCAGUGAAGAAAGGAUUAACCUGAUACGGAUAGAAAACCCUAACUCGCUUCAGGAUCAAAGUCAUGCCCUGCUGAACCUCUGGGCAGAGCAGGAGGGAAAGGACACCGCAGAAUCAACUCUGAUCAAAAGACUGACGAAGAUCAACCGAAUGGACAUCGUUCAUCUAAUAGAAACAAAGAUAAUGAAGUCCACUCAGGACGAGACGUCAUCACACACCUAUGCAGAAAUCGAACAGACUAUAGCACUCGACCAUAGUGAAGGGUUUUCUGCUCUUCAUGAAGACAUGGACAGCCCCAGUACGGGCAGGCGCACCGAGGCUGCACGUAGCAGUCCAGGCUCGGGGCGCGAGGUGCCCGUGGUGUCCGCCGAGGACCUGUCCUCCAGUUUGUCGUCACUUCAUGAGGCACCAGGACGAUCGGAGGCAGACUCCACAGCGACAGGGUUCCUUAGAAAUGCCCAGAAAGAGAAGCUGCAAAAGCAGAUGGAGACAACAUACACAUCGCAAAGAAUAUACGAGGAAGUGAUGGACCCUGUGCACACUGGCAGUUAUAAACAAGAGGUAGCGGCGGAGCUAGGGAUGCUGUCCUCUGAUAGCUCAGAGGACGAGGUGGUGACCACCAGGGUGGUCCGACGGCGGGUUAUCAUCCAGGCAGACAACCUUCCGGACAUCCCCCCACAGACGGUCACCGAGGAGAAGUUCAUAGACGAGCAGGGCAACAUGGUCGUCAAAAAAAUCACACGCAAAGUCAUUCGCAAGUAUGUGUCGGCGGACGGCAUGGAGACGCAGGAAGUGACCGUGGAGGGCUCCCACCAGGAGACGGUGCAGAUCGAGGAGGGCGACUCUGUGUCCAGGGUGGUGAGGAGAACCGUGCUCCACAGUGAGGGAGAUCAGCAGGAGCUGACCUUCUCGGAGCCGCUGGCUUUGGCCGGAGCCACGGCGUCGGCGUUUGAGGUGGAGCCGGUGCAGGGUCGAAAGGUCAGCAAGGUCGUCAAGACGACGGUGGUGAGAGGCGAGAGGAUGGAGAAGCAGACGGGGGACCCCUCGCUGGCUGCAGAUCUCCCCUCGGCCAGAGAGGACUUUGAGAAGGCGUUGAGUUAUGCUGGAGGCUUUGGGAAAGUGCUUCUGCCCCAUGUAGUAGAGAGGGAGAUUGUGCAGGAGGAUGGUUCUGUGCUUAAAAGAAGCCGGAUGCGUAAGUCGCGCACCCAGAAGAGGACCGUGGUGAGGGACGCCCAGGGGAAGCAGGUGCACCUGGAGCGUCUGGACGACACCCCAGACGCCCUGCAGCCCGACGCCCUGCAGCAGCACCUGCACCGGCUGCUCCAGCGCUACUGUGAGGACGAGCACCCGGAGGAGGAGGAAGACGAGGAAGACGAGGAGAAGAGCUAAGACUGAGCAACUGCUGUCGUUUCUCCACAGGACACGUUCCACUGAAGCCUUUGGUGACUCCUCAGAUCAACAUGUUCCCUCCUGCUGUCCUCACUGGUCACUAGUUUUACCUUUUUGUCAGCUUUUGGAGCAGUGUUUUUGUGCUUUCACACACCUUUUUCCCUCAUGUUGUGUUUCAUUUGCUCUUUUUUGUGACCAAAGACAGCAUCGUCGGUUUUUGUCUUUUUACCUUCUGGCUGCUGUAGUGUAGUUAAGGUACGAUGCACCAACGGUGGAUCACAGUCAGAUGGAUGGAUGGAUGGAUGCACGGCCUCUUCUAGAAAAACUCUUGUAAACAUUUGUAUAUAGAGGAAAUAAAAAGAAAAAAAAGCUCGGACUGAUGGAAAGAAAUCUGGAAAACAGUUAAAAAAUCAAAAGCAUUUAUUACAUUAGCCCACGUAAACCUGCUGUACAGGCACCGAUUCAGCUGGAGAAUGGCCACCCACCAGGUGACGUUAAUGUUAAUAGAGAGUGAACUGGGAGUGAAUGUGUGUACUGCAUCAUCAUGGACUCUUUAAACAGCCAGACAUCAACCUGCUGAUCCGUUUACAAAGGCUGUGUUCGUCUUCCCAUGAUGCGCCUGCUCUUUUUUUCUUUCGUGUCCGUCCUAAUACGUGUUGUGCAUUCACAUUUUCUCCGUCACAGAGCUGCCGCCUCCGUGUGUGUAUAUACAGUGUGUAUUGAGACAGAACGUAGUGAUGGGGGGGUGUUUGUAAAGCGGAUCCAGCACUUAACCCCCAGUCGUCGUACGCGUAGCUUCACCCCUCACCUGCGCCCCAGACUGCAGCGAGCUCGCUGUCCAUGAAGCCUUUUAAAGGAUGAACCCUAUUAAAUGUUUGCCCAUGUGCAGAACAAGACCAACAAUACAAUACUAGCAUCAGAGCUCCAAUGGUCACCAAGCAUCACAAGGAGGGUCAGAUAGAAAGGCCAAACAGCACAUAAAUAAAUAUUCAAUAGAAAAUAACUAAAUAUUGUGGAUCCCUGGGUUUGUUCUGGUAAUUCUUUUCCCCCUUAAACCUGCAACUAAUAAAAAAAAGUAAACGAUGAUGAUGAUUGAUGACACAAGAAAUAAGCUAUUUAUUAAACCAAAGUACCUCAGUGAUUGAGGAAAGUCACAGUGACCGAACAGGUGAAUAGUGUGGAGCUCAGAGCGAUGGACUGAUGUAUUGUUGGUUUUGCUCUUCCCUACAGGAUUUGUUGGCGCGAGCAGCAGACACAGACCCCAGACUGAACCUUUUAGUUUUACUUGUGAGCACUGCUUUUUAAACACCAACACACUAACUGCACUUCCAAGCAAACACCCACUUUAGCUCCUACUUUAAUUGCCACCCUCCACGUGACCCCCGCGUGCUAAACGAAGCCCAGAGCGCUGCGUGUGCGUGUUUGAAUGUGAUCCCAAGCUAAAAGUGAAGAUGUUUGAACUGGAUUCAGGCUGAAGACUGUGGCGGUUACCUACACUCCAGACUUUAUGGAACAGUACAGUCCUCACGUUGCCAUUUACUUUGAGUGUGAUCCAAUAGAAUAAAAUGAAGUGUCAAAACAGACCAUUGAUUUGAUAAAUGAGCAUCUUGUUUCCAUGGUGAUAACAAUAUAUACAUAUUAACAGUGCAAUUAUCUAUGCGGGCAUGUAUGAGUUUAUCAAAUUAUUACUAAAAAAUAAGAUCAAUCUGAAAGUCUAACAAGGCAGCAGCUGCAGUGUGUACGUGGAAGAACAAUAAAACUGUACGUGUCAA